Molecule: messenger RNA, 2163 nt
Organism: Colletotrichum orchidophilum
Lineage: Eukaryota; Fungi; Ascomycota; Sordariomycetes; Glomerellales; Glomerellaceae
Product: fungal specific transcription factor domain-containing protein
Exons: 4
Coding region: 1-2163 (720 amino acids)
Biological process (GO): DNA-templated transcription; regulation of DNA-templated transcription
Molecular function (GO): zinc ion binding; DNA-binding transcription factor activity, RNA polymerase II-specific; DNA binding
Source: RefSeq, a predicted model, not a curated record
AUGGCCACCUUCCUACCUGGAGCCUCCGGAGCCUCCGGGCCGGACUCCAUGUCUCCCGACAGUGACCAACCGAGCAGCGCUCGGCGUCUCAUUGCUUGCAUAGCAUGCUCGAAGCGGAAAAUCAAGUGCAGCCGGGUGUUUCCUUGUGCAAACUGCAUUAGGACUUCUACCGAAUGUAUCCCCGGGACACCGGCUCCUCCGCGAGGCAGGAAACCUUACAAUCAGGCACUGAAAUCACGCCUGGCCCGGUGUGAGCAGCUUCUCAGCGGUCAAACUUUAGCCUCGAUUGCCUCCCCGACCACAGUCACCACGCCCAAGAAGUCGCAAUCUCGAAGUCCUGUGGACCCAUCCCCAGUCUCCAAAUGGACCCCGGAAGGGAAGCUGAUAGAAGACCAGAAUGGCAAGGUCGCUUUCAUGGACAACUACCUCCUGGGGCUGGUGAACGAAGAGCUUCGAGCCAUGGGUGAACUGAUCAACCUGGAUGAAAAUGAACGCAACAGUCCGCUUGAGAGCGUGCCUUCAGACCCCAACGCAGAUCUCCUGCUGGGAGAUGAUGCCGCCGACGCUUCGCUUUUCCAAUCUUGGCCGGGUGCCGCGCUUGUCUUCAAGCUGUGGCAGACCUUUCUUGACAGAGUGAACCCCUUUACAAAGGUGAUCCAUGUUCACAGCGUCCAGCGAUACGUCGUGGAAGCUACCAACGGCACUCAAGGUCUGCCACAAAACAUGGUGGCACUUCUGCUGUCGAUCUUCCUGAUGGCGGUUGUUGCAAUGACUGAAGAGGAAUGCUUCAUUGCGAUGAAGAAGUCCAAAGGAGCUGCCGUGUCAUCGUUCUCUGUUGGAAUCCGCCAAACGAUGCGACGUCUUGACUUUAUGCGGACCAACGACCUUGUCAUACUUCAAGCCCUUUGUCUGUACUUGUAUUCCUUGCAAGACCGAUACGACCGCCACAGCUCGUGGGUCUUCAGUGGCACCGUCAUACGGAUUGCUCAAAAGAUGGGUCUCCACCGGGACGGAGACAAGCUUGGCCUCAAGCCCUUUGAGUCGGAGAUGAGGCGCAGAGUCUGGUGGCAGCUGGUAUCACUCGACGCAAAGUUCGCCCUCUUCUCCGGCUUUGGUCACUCGUUGCUCCCUCGUGAUUGGGACGCCAGAGAGCCGAGCAACCUAAACGACGCGGACAUCUUUCCGGCCGCUACGCAACCAACACCGGACCGCGACGGCCCGUCCGAGAUGAUUCUCUGUAUGAUCCAGCACAAGAUUACAAAGUUCCUUGUGGAAACGCCCGGUCUCGAGCCCGUGAAAAUGAUGGGCGAGAUGAACGAAUCAAUUGGAGCUUCCCCGGUGGCCGGCGGGACGAGAGAACAGCAGAUGAGCUACUAUGUGACUCACUUUGAGCUAUUAGAGAAAAGUCUCCAGCACCUUUUGGACAAUCGUUGCAACCCCCAUGCAGGGCAGGUUCACGUCAUGGCGCAGGGGCUGAUAGCGGCUCUCAUCAAGCAGAAAACAAACUUGAUCAAGAGCAUCAGCGUCGGACCCAAACCCGGUCUAGAGGACCAGAGUGAAGCAGACGAUGCUUUCAAGUGGGCGGUGUCAAUGCUCGAUCAUACAGCGUUUCUAUACGCGGCUUCGGAGAACAAUGGGUUCAGCUGGUUCGCUGAUUACAACUUCCAGUACGAAGUACUGCUUUACGUCGUGGUGUUACUGGGACAAAGACUCGAGGGUCCCGACGUACAGCGGGCUUGGGAAAAUGUUGAAAUCUUUUACCGGUUCCGGUUCGGGAUCUACAACGUUACCGAGAAGUCGUGCGCGACGCUGGCGCAUUUCGUGCUGCGGGCGUGGUCGAAGAGGGCGGAUCUGCUGACCAGAUCCGGUUUCCCGCCAGAGACUCCCGAGUAUAUCAUCAAGCUGCGAGCCCGGGUCGACAACGUCUUGGCAGGCGGUGAGAAUACGCAGGGCGCGUUGAACCUCCAGGGUACCACGCCGGUCGACACCGAGAUGUGUGCGCAGGCGUUGCCGUCGAGAGGAGUGCCGCCUUUUGCAUAUAUUGGCAUCGGUCGGGAUCAUUUUGCCAAUCAUGAGACCUAUGACUGGUCGUUCUUGGAAGCCAUGGCAGGCAGGGAGAAUGAAGAGCGGCCGAGAGGUUCAGGUUUUCCGAGUACCCUGUGA